This is a messenger RNA of Acanthosepion pharaonis, 534 nucleotides long. The record is from the annotation of a GenBank genome assembly. Lineage: Eukaryota; Metazoa; Mollusca; Cephalopoda; Sepiida; Sepiidae.
AUGAAAUCUAAUUUAUUUCUUGCAGGUCGCUUUGUCAAGUCGAAUUCCUUUCCUUCCAACUUGUCCAAAGAGCAGAAACGAAUGUUGUUCAAGAUGGGAGUUCGUUCGGUGUCAGCCCUCAAGAAUAUUGUGCUGUUCUUUUUCCACGGCGUCGGCGGAAGCUCGGACAUUUGGCAGACGCAAAUCAACUACUUCUCCAGCCUCGGUUUCGAAAUCGUAGCUCCCGAUCUCAUUGGUCAUGGCAUGAGCGAAGUGCCGCUCAAGAAGAGGGCAUAUCACUUCCGGGAGAUUUUGGCAGACGUAAUCGCCAUCUUUGAUAGAUAUUGCAAAAAGAAAAACCUUGUCAUUGGACAUUCAUACGGAUGUGCAUUUACCACAGUGUUGGCGCGGGAGCGCGCCCGACGCGUCUGGCGCUUAAUCAUGAUCAGCGGAGGAGGACCAAUUCCAUUGGCACCGGAAAUUGGAAUAUUCGCCUUCCCUCUCUGGUUUGUAUCCUGUGUACGACCCUGUCUGGACCAGGUUUUUGAGAAGUGA